Molecule: messenger RNA, 21928 nt
Organism: Zea mays
Lineage: Eukaryota; Viridiplantae; Streptophyta; Magnoliopsida; Poales; Poaceae
Product: ATP synthase subunit a-like
Exons: 1
Coding region: 12197-13429 (410 amino acids)
Biological process (GO): proton motive force-driven ATP synthesis
Cellular component (GO): proton-transporting ATP synthase complex
Molecular function (GO): proton-transporting ATP synthase activity, rotational mechanism
Source: RefSeq, a predicted model, not a curated record
ACUAAACUAAGAGUAGUAACAACUAUUCCUUCGCAACUUCGCCCUUCGCACUUACCUUUCGUCCGGUACGUUGUUCAAAUGUUUUUCUGGGAUUAUGUUGGUGAUCUUGAAGGGUUGUGGGAGUAUGCAUGGGGGCAGUCUGUUGGUGACAACCUGUUGAACUCAGUUUAUGCUAUGGGUAAGUGUGUGCAAGACUUUAUGGCGGAUGAGAAGAUUCACAAGCCUACGCUGCUUGGGCCGCAUUUUGCUUUGCUGGUAAGAAAAUGCAGUAAGUUUGUUUUUUUCCGUCCUGUAUUGUUGGUGGGUGAUUACAGUAUGGCUUUAACUACUAAUGUUUGCAAUCAAAAGGUUUGGCUGUAUGAGCAUACUCAAGUGGUAAGUCUACGACUUGGUUGGUAUCUGUUUCCUCGAUUUAGAAACAGGAAGCUUGAGAACCAGGAGUGAGUUCGUCCCAAGGGUGGGUUCGUGAGAUGGAUAAUGAUAGGUUUAUCAUGCAGCCUUUGUAUACGCUGCUGACAGACAGACGAAGAAGCUUUUUUGAUGUAUAGCAACGUGCGUGAGCCGUGCUAAGCAAUCAUAUUAAUAUCCUUCGCUACUUAUUUUGGAUGCUGGUGGCUUGGCUUAUUAACUGCUCUAAACCUUGCAAUGAUCAUGGAGGGCGCGUUUGCACUCGUAUAUUUUAUCGGGUCUGGCACUCGUAUAUUUGCAUAUUCCCGUUCUCGUCCUAUAGCCUAUAGCGGAUCACCUUACCUCAAAUAAGAAAGAACUAACUGGCUAACCCUCGCACUCCAAUAGCCUGCCUCCAAAGCAAGAAACCCAUCUAUAAGUCUAUAAGAGAGCCCUGGCACUAUAGACCCGCAAAAGGGUUGAUCGAUCAACAUGCCAAGAAACUAGAUCUGCUGUUCCACACUUUGUCUUUUAUUUGACGUAUUCGACCUGGCGCCCCAAACAGAAGGCAGAUACUGGCAGAUCUACUCCUUUCCUAUACUAUACUAUACCGCCCCGAUACCCAGUUUCCUUGGGUAAGAACAGAGAUGAAGUCCGUCCCUUAGCCUAGUCUAUAUCCACUAAUGUUGUUGUUUUAUAGAGGAAGACUGUCUUCUCGGGGAAGACAGGCUUUCGAGGACAAAAGGAAAGAUACAUGAAAAAAUCCCAACUUAAAGUAGUGGAAUUGCCAAGCCUAUCGGGUAAGCGAACUGUCUAAGACUGGCGAAGGGAAAGGACUGGUAGGAAACCCAAACUCGGAUAGUUGGGGAAAGGAAUGCAAGUAUGCCAAUGAUAAAGAGUAACCAUCACGCACUUUUCCAGUAGGAAUACAGGCAUUUCGACCUAUCUUUUUUUACUUUGUUAGGGACUCAUUCUUUCUAGCGUACAGUGGCACUUGUCACCAGCUCUGCAACUCGUACAGCUAUUUCUUCCUCCUUUUAACCUACAACAGCGCUAUACCUACUAUUCUCUGGCCUUAUCUUUCAAGAAUGUGCUUGCGCCAGUUGAUCUUUCGGGUAUGAAGCCUAGACAAGUAGAAGGGGAGAGAGUAGCGAGUUGACGAGCGAGUGCUCUGCUCUAUCAUUUAUUACAAGAAAAGUCAAGCUUGAAAACUGCUUCUUCUCAACCAGGAUACGAGCCAAUCCCUAGCCUAGAAGCGAGGAGAGAGGGUAUUUCAAAUUCACAAAGCCAAACUGACAAGCGAGAGCCGGUGAGUAAGGUGGAGGCAGAAAGGAAGUUGUAUGAAUCUCUUUUUCCCGGAAAAGUAUACUUGUGAGGAAAUCAAAACCAAGAGGGCGGCAUCGCUUCGCGCCUUGUUUUUCUGGUAAGGAAAGUCCUAUCCUAGCAAUAAGUGAUGAAAGUAGUACCCAAGCCAUUCGUUGGUCUUUGACCCCUGUAAUAAUGGUUGUCCCGAGCUGUAUGAAAAAAAUCGCUAUCCUUCCGCCAACCUAAAUGAAUGGAAAACUUACUAUCUCUAUCUAUAUCUCUUUAUUCAAGUACCGAUCUUAUUUCCCGGCUCCAAAGAGCAUAUUUUAAUAUUCAAAAUAGAAGAGAGAGAAAACAAAAAAAAACAGGAAUUGCGCUAUCGAGUUCACUGCUUUAGAGAGGGUGCGCAGGGUAUCGUCCCUAUCUCCUCGUGCCCUAGGCUUAUGUAUGUGAAAAAGCAAACAAUGCAAUUUUGUGGAAAUUGGAUUCUCAUCCGUGAGGCCCCAAGUGCUACUUCUCAGGGUAAAGGCAAGACAGCUUGAAAGGUGGAAGCUCUCUAUAGUGUCAGUGCGAGUGGAAUAGGUUCGAUCGAUAUUACUUCGGCGUCGGCGGGUACGGUAGUAUUGUUUGAUCCGUUGAGGAGGAUUUUCUUUUCGCUAACUCAAAAGUCUUUUUCUUCUAUCAAGCAAUGUCUCAGUUCCUUUGAUUGAACACGUGGAUGGAGUAGUUCACUCUGGUUUGAGAAAUAGUGUUAGGGCAUUUAAUUUAGUACCAGAACUUCAGAACUGGGGGAAGACCUUAUAUUAAUAUUAGUAGUAAGGACUAUCAACGCGAGUACAUGCACAUUAAUAACAUAGGUUAACAUUCAAUUCAAGAAAGUGAGAUGAGUUACUUUAUGUUGGAAAGGAGUAAAAGUAAGAGAAACAUGCAUACAUUAGUAAGAAAAAAAGGACAUCGAUAUAUGGGUAACAUAGGCCUCCUCCCGUUCAUUAGUCUUGGGUGGGAUGCUAGUGGGGGCUGAGCAUAAAGCCAGGCUCUUUGUCUUCACUUCCUAUCCGUUUUAUACUGUACGAGCCGAGCUUUACGUCCUACUAAUUUAGUCUUUUCCGAUCAGAUGCUAUUCCGACUUCCCAUUUUUCUACUUUUCUGUUGCUAUAUGCGUAAUUCAGGCUCUCUUUAUGCCCAUGCAUGCAUACACAAAGCAAAGAUGACUUGAAGAUGCCUUACCAAGAAACUGGAAUCUCUAAUCCCUCUUUGGAAUACUCAUACUUCCUUCUACAAGGAAGAAACUGAGCAGCAGAGAUUUUGGCAAUAGCAAAUCAAAUGUCAUUUAUCCUGCUAAGGUACUUUACUUUCCCUUGACUUUGAUUGACUUUCCUUUCCAAAGCUAUGAUCAAGGAAGCAGGCCAGGAAUGCUCUUAUGAGAAAUGGAGAAGCAGGAAUGGUAUUCCCAAGCAAAGAUAGAAAGAAGCCUUGCCUUCCCUUAGACCUGGAGACAUAUCCACCAAGAAACCAGAGAAAGCUAUGAAUGAAACUUCACUUAACUUAUAGUGCUUCGUACGCGUUCAUUACAUGAGAUCUGUUUGCCUGUAGUGUAGUACAUCCCUCCAGUAUUCGAAUGAGCUUGAUUUCUCGAAUUGGUACAAUGCUCUUCUUGUCUCUUCUUCUAAAGAGUGAGAGUGCUGGAGUGGCGUGUCUCUCUAGUAAGGUACAACUAUACCGGAGCUGAUAUCUCUUCCGCGGGUGAUUCUCCGGUAGAGAAGGCAGUGCUUAAUACCGGUAGUUCGACCUUUCCCAACGGAUGCGAUCCAGACCCUUUCUUGGAAAACCACGGCCUGUUGCUAAGAAGGAAAACGAGUCCUCUCCUGUUGCUCAAGCCCAAGAAGUAUCUGACCCUUGGGAGGCAAAGCACUAGAGAACAGAGAUCAUAGGGGAGGAGCUAUCCCCGAGCUCCGGACCAGAACCAGUUUCUCCAACCUGGCCUGCUUCCUUUCCUUUAGCCUUGCUUUUCUUCUGAUUCAGUCCAAAGAUAGAGACAAAAGAAAGGUAAUUAUUGAAUCGGACUUGGCUUCUUUUUCGGCAUGGGCAAAGGUUUGGCAAUUCCACCAUUAGCAAAGGUUUAAUCGGUUGACGGUAUCCUUGGGGAAAGGCACCUGCUUUUAGCAAUGGUUGUUAUUGGCAAAAGGAACACUUUACUCGGCUUGUAGAAAACUCUGGACUAGGCUGAAGCAAUUAGUCUCCCGUGUCAACUACUCAUUUCUGUUUAUCGAUUUUCUAUGCUUUCGUUCCUCUCUUCCCCGAAGAAAGUAUUCCUCGCCUCGCAUAGAAGUCAGUGAAUUGAUGCUCCAAUACGGAUAGAAGUUAGUUCUUCCUCAGGUAAGAGAUCUGAAUCAUGCCAAAAUGAUGGUGCAGUUCAUUCCAAUCCCAAUGCGUCUGUUCGCCUAGCCUACUACCCCUAGCCUUUAUCCUACUAUCCUCGUAACUAACUGUAGUUCAUCCAUCGAUAUCCAUUCCUCGGCAUCCGUUAAAGGGUACCUUUAUCCCGUUAAAAGGUUUCGGCUCGGCUUUAGGGUGGGUUUCUCUUUUAAACCAGCCUAAUCGAAUCCAGGAGUAAGGAAUAUACAAUUGGAUGCUUUCCCCCUCCAUACCGGGUAAUGAUUGGUAUGGCAAGGCUAUCCCCAUGAUCAGUUAUCCCAACCGAAUCAUCCCCUAGCGCGAUUCCUAUCCUAAGCAUUCGUUCCUACGAGCCAGAGCAGCAUCCUUUCCUUGAAUUGACGUAUAUGAGCGUUGUUAUCAGGUACGCCAAUAUGAGAUUUUCCGGACUGACUCUUUCCUUUGUUCAUAGAUCGAUCUAAUUACGUAUAUACAGGCUCCGCACCUAGAGGCUCACCUUCUUUCGCCAAUAAUAACGCUAGAGAACGUAGUGAGCGCUAGAGUAGAGAUAUUCCUUUUCAUCUGAGGUUUAUUCCUUCCUAUUCCUUUUACGAGCGCAAUACUAAUCGAAUCCAGUCCCAUGUCUCCGGUUCUGCUCCUAUCCCUCUAACAAAGGCAAAGGGGCACGGUACCAAUGCUAGGCUCUCCUUUUAACAAAGUUAGGAUCAUUCUCAUAUAUGGGCAAAAGUAGUAAACCCGAUUUCCCUUCGGAAAGUAGAUGAUGGAUUUUAAAAAGUUGAUCUCAUAUAGCGGGGAAAUCAAUGAAUAGCAUUUUCACUAAGCUUUGGAAAAGGAAGUGGGUCACCCAUUGCAAAAAAGUUAGGAACACAUAUAGGCGAAAGUACUACUUUUUAAUUCAACUAUAACUGAGCGGAACCUUCCUUUUGGGGCAAGGCACGGCAACAACGGAAAGGUUAACCAGGAUAAAACAAACCUAGUACUACGCCCUCCAAACAGAUCGUAUCCUCGGCUAUUUCAUUAGAAAUAUAAAAAGCAUAUUUCCCUGGCGUCAACCCCGGAGGGUGUAGAAACCAUUUCUUUUCCUUUGCUACUAGAUACGAUGCUUUUCGUGUAGGCUACGCUUUUCGCAAGUAUUGUUUAUUUGUUCCGAAUAGAGUAUGCCUUGGUUUAAGAGAGGAGGCAUCUGGAUAGCUAGGGAUAUUGACACGGAUAAGCUCUUAGGCAAAGCAAGGCAUCUGCCAACUUGUAUGCAUCACCCUGUGCUUUUGCACAUCAAUGGAAAAGAUAGGAACAGCGAAUCCUUGUAGGAGACGGGUUGGUUUACCGGUGCAGUUCAUAUGCUUCCUUGCGCUAGAAACCAAUACGCACGUACGAGGCCUACGAUUCUCUAGUUGUAUUGGCAAGGGAAAGAAGAUGCUAUGGGAAUGUUUGGAAUGAAAUAGCUUAGGAAAGGCAGGAUCUGCUGAUGAAAGUGGGCCGGAGCCAGAACUAGGAUAGGGAUCAGAUUGGGAGCAGGUUAGAUGCAACCGCCGGGAGGACAAUCCGACUUCGAAGUACGAGCAGGGAUAUUCGAUAAAAGGAAUUCCAAUCGGAAUAAAGGGUGAAUUCGAUUAGUUGAACAGGCAGCAGAUGAAGUGAUGGGAGCUAGCUCACUUCCUUCAAUGAACGGAUUUGCCUUGAUUUGAGAUUUCUAAUUGAAUCAAACUCUCGCCCUUUUGAGAUUGAGUUACUUCCUUGCCUGGGCUAGUCGUAAUCCCUUCUUCUGUACAAGAUGGUUAGAGCUAACCCCAGUACUACUCCUUUGGCUGCAGAGUACCACCUCUUCCUCAACUGGAUCUGGUAUUCUUCCUCGAACCAGUGCUUCCUCGGAGGAUGGUUCUACUUACUGUCCCCUCUACUUUAGGUUUGGAGUUCAGCUACACCUUUUGGCUUUGCAUGAAUGCCAUUUUCCUCUGUGUCUCUUUCCUGCGGGUGCUUGGUCUUUUGCUAAACUUGUUAUUUGGCUCUCUUCUUUGUCCCUAGUUCCUGUUUCAUGCCGAGUUUCUAUAACAGUACCUGCAUCCUGCCUUUUAGCUUAUCCGUGGACCAGUGCUCUUUCUUUCCGCUUUGAACGGACGCCUACAACUAGAUAAUUUGUCGGAUGACAAUACAAUACUACAAGCAGGAGGGGACACAAAUCCUUUAGAUUUCGCUAGUGCAACGCUCGUAUUGACCUUUAGCUCGUGGGAAUCAAUCGUAGUUUUGAUUUCAUAUCCUACGUAGUAUUUGCGUGGGCCUCGCUCGUAUGCAAGGAAUAGGUUUAGGAACAGGGCUAGCGAAGGAAGGGACCAAGGAAGGAAUUCGUAGCCCAGAACCUUAAGCAGGAGCUCAUAACUACUACGAAUGGAAAGAUUCCAGCUAUUGAAGCUUAAAAUAAAAGAACAGAAGAAAAAGAUAGAGAGGUUCAAGUUGAUGGAAUCCAAAUCUUAUGCUGAUUCCAGUGAUGAUGACAUAUUUGCACAUAUAUCAUAUUCCACUUGAUCGAUAUACCAAUUCCUGAAAAAAGAAGAAGAUAGUGUUGUGUUAACCAGUUGGAAUGUCAUGAAAGCACUUACUUCCGAGACAGCCUGUCCUCGGCUAUUUCAUUAUCAAAAGGAAGUAUUGGCAAGGCUGUAACAUUACAUGCAGGUCCUAGCCUACGUUCGUUGGUUCAGAUCUACUCCUAGCAGUGAGAGCCGGAUAUGAAUACUAAUUUGUAGGCUACUUCGCAAUGAACACCAGAGCUAUAUGUUUGUUUAUUCACCUAGUUCCUAUGUCCGCCUUUUCCGCGCCCGCUCUAUCUCUAGAUAUAUCUCUUUAUAAUCCAUCUCAGAUAAGUAAUGGUAGUCUUGAUCAUCCCUAUCAUCUUCCUCUUCCCAGCCGUCUACGCGAAAACCAAAGAGAAUCAGAGAGCCGAAGGACCUCAAACAAAUAGCUGGUUGCGUUAAAGAGGCGUGGAUACUUGCAGGAGAUUGGAACACGUAUGCCGAUCCGACCGAGGCAGUCCAGGCAAAUGCAUGAAGUUGAAAAACAGGAUCGACGAAUGUAAGCUUCUCGACACACCACCCAGCCUAUGAAAUCCCUACCUACCAUUCCAAGACCCAAGUCUGUAAUUCCUACUGCCGUGCUCCAUUCGGAAAACAGGCCUUAGAACGCUAGUUACUCGACUGUGCCUUCAAGGAAGGUCUGGAACCUGAGAGGUGAGUUCUGAGAAGCCAACCGCAUUCAUUGGUUUUGAAAAAGAAGAAAGAAAGUAAAAAAGGCUUAAUUACUAAAUAUGGCUAUCUUUAACUACACCACUUUUUCCAACGUUGCUUUCCCUAGGACUUCGUUAUUCGCAAUUAGGAAGGGUGUAGAUGUACGCAGCUUCUCCUCAUGUUGUUGGCCGGAGUAAGGAAGAAAGCGUAGUAGUACAAUGCUGAACAUUCCGGAGCAAUGGAAGUUUAUCUUGCCGCUGUGUAAAGUGUCGCAUUCCCCUAUUCUUCGUCCGAUGCCGAAGCAUCUCCCUCUUAUUAGGGUAGGACCCCUGAAGAAAUUUCCAGAGAUAUACGAGAAGGCGCGAAGCGUGGAUGGAGUUUGCUUAGGGGAAAAGCAGUCCAACUAUGGGCUCAUACUAGUUUGGCAUUAACAUGCUUGGUAUUGGCAUCCCCCUGAAAGAAGGCUAGGCUUAUUCACCUACCUCUUCUUGCUGGAACGUGAGCUAUUGCUUUGGUCAACAACCAACGCUUGGAAAGUAAUAGUUCUAAGAAAGAGCAAACUGCUAAGCCUGAGAAGAAGAAUCAUAAAAAAUCAUAGAAUGCUAACAACCAGCUUCUUCCAGCUUUGUACAUCAUUUAUUGUAUCGUUUAUGGGUGCUUGUACAUCAUAAUAUCCUCUUCAUAUCUUUCCUUUCUCGAGUGAGUGGUGGGAUGGAUGUCCUACCACGAACGGAAGCUGACAGAGCAAUAUCUAUUCAUAUGCUUCGUAAUCCUUGAUUUCCCAAAGAUAAGAUUCCUUGCCAAGCCAAGACUCUUGAGUGGGAUAUUUCAACUACUUUAAAGCGAGGAGGUGAAUGAGCAAGCAAAAGGUAGGCUAGGCGGUCUCGCCCAUCCCAUGAUUGGUGGACUUCCUGCUAUUUCAGAGUAAGCAUCAGCAUCUCUUCCAUCUUGUUCUGGGCCAAGCAAACCAACUAUUUAGUCCAGGCACUCGUAUUGAAAUGGAAAACAUGCUUCUUUCUGCUAUCGACCAAUCCGGAUCCGAGAAUGAUCUGCCCCAUCGUUAUUAGUAAAUGUGGGGUGUAGUGCUGGAACCUUUAGUUCUGUGGGCGUACAAAGCAUGUGGCUUGUUUGACUUGACCUAUGGGAUGGGGGUACCAAUCUUCGUUGCAUUCAGGAUUGACCUGAGGAAUGGGCCGGAGUAUCAGAAUAGAUGUGCUUCGUGCGACUCGUUUCGACUAGCAUGAAAUCCGGAAUAACAAGAAACCCUUGUGCAAGUCGAUGAUUGAUUGCUUGAGAAACAGAAGUAUGACAUCUCUUUUUUCUCGUAUUACAACAACUAGGCUAUUCGGAUUGCUUUGCAUGCUAUUCUUCGAGUCGAAGCUUGUCCCACCUAAGUGCCGUGCUUCAUUCUCUGCGGCAAACCUCAAAUCACUCAAAUAAAAAUCAUAAUAACCGAGGCCCGAGGCUAGUCUUCAUUCUCGUAUCCCGAGGCGGCUUUCUCUAUCUUUAACCCGAGGCUAGUCUUCCUGGGGAGGAGUUUCUUGCCCGGUUCCUAGCUUUGGCUGGCAGGUUGAAAGUUGCGUAUUCAUUCAAUAGAAGCAGAUCCCUAAUCUCGAUUAGUAACCUUUGUAGGUCAUUGUUCUGUCAGGGUUUCGAGGGAUAGGGGCUGGCCGACCACCGGAUCAAGAGAAGCAUUAAGGAGAAGCAACUUAGAUUGAAGCUUUUCAGGUCGAUGACUUUAUAUCAAAAUUUAAUAUAACUUUUUAUGUUCGUCACAUUAGUAGUGACUCACUCCCUUACCCAAGUAAAGUCAUGAAAUACUUCUCUUUACUAGAUCCUGGAUCCUGGCUACUCUACUUACUAGAGCUAGAGCUCUACUCACUUCAGUAAGAACCUUCCUUCCGGUUGUCACAUUUCUAGCUAGUGAUAAAGAUCUCUUUCGAGUUCGGAGCAGGGAGGAUAGCGAAGCGAUUCAUACAUAGCCUUUCAAGGUAGUGGAACUGGCAAGUGUCUGGAUUGGAUGGACUUCCAUGCUUUGGCGGAACACUUCACUUAAUGAGUGAUGCCCAUUAUACUACAAACCUUUUUGAGAGAGGACUUUGCCAACUAGGAAGUCUGCUAUCCCAACCAAUCGACCAGGAUCGAGUGCACGAAUCGCUUGACCUAGUAUGAUAUAAAGUGCCUCCUUCGAGUGCAUCUAUAGAGCAUCCUUUCUGCAUCCUGCAUCUGCUUCAGGAAUGGAUCAAACUAGGUUGUCGGCGGAAGUAGUGGUAGUGGCAAGGUAUCCAUGGUUUUCGGUGGAAGUAGAGUAUCCACUUAAUCGUCUCCUGUAUCAUUCCUUUAGCUUGCGGAGGCCAGGUUGUAAAAACCAAUUAAUUGCUUUAGCAAAGAGUCUGGCUCGACUUCUUACCUUGAAAUCUGGAAACUUCCAUCUAGAUCGUCGUGGCAACUCCACUUCCCCACUCUUUCCGCUUUGAAGCGUUUCUCUUAAAGACAAAUGGGUUCUCUUUCUGUCUUCGUAUCCAGAAGCUAGAGAUAGGUUCGGUAGUAGGGCAUGGUUAAGUCCGUGUCAGAAUGAAGUCAGGGUUUCCGGGUGCCUUGUUGGAAUCUUACUCGUAAAAACGAGUGCCUUGUUGGAAUCUUGCUCGUCAAACUAGUAAUAUAUCGUAUUUAAACGUAUGCGAGGAUUGCUUUCUUCUUUCGUUCUCAAACUGAUCGAAUCAAUGGCCAGGAUAGGAAUGUUCCCUGAGAAGAGGGCAGGGCAGAGAAGAAGGCCGAGUAGAAAUACCUCCGAUCUCGAUUCCUUUCAUGUUUUGGUGCCGCUAGCCAUCAUUCCUCGUUUCUCGAGAAUCUCCGUUGAUGUCGUUUCCAGAGAAUGGCUUAAGUGUUGAACUUCUAAAAACCAUGGCCUUAUCCAAAUAAACUGGUGAAAGCACCAUCCUUAUCUAGAGAAAAUAAGUGACUUGAUUGACCCGUUUCCUUUCUGGGUCUGGUGAUGGUUUAGCUUCCGGUGUCCCAGGAUGUGGUAGUAUUUAUUGGUCCCCAACCAACCAUGCCUUGCGCCUAACUUGACUCUGCAGCCCUUGCUUCAAAGUAGCCAGCCGACGAAACCAAUGUUAGAGCCUGUAACUUAGGACAGAACAGCCUUGCCUUUCUUAAACAAAAGAGGGAACUGCCUUUCCUUUCUCAAACAAACCUGUACUGGGUGAAUGAAAAAAAGGAAAUAGCUGGUUACUUUUGAGAGUACAGCUGCCGAAACAGCUUCUUCCUGUAGGCGUUAGCCGAUUUAGUAUCAGAGGAGUACCUGUGAAGUAAAACUUUUGUCUGUAGCUCAACAAGUUCCGUUUUCUUGUAAUAAUAGAAGUUCAGUGCGGAACAAGAUAAGUUUUUCCUUUACAAUGUUUUUUAUUACCAUACUACAGUACAACAGUAAGUUCUUUCUUCUGACCAGAGCCAGCGCUUUAACUAGUUCUACUCUCCCAGCCAGCUAUCCUUCUUCAAACUAGAGAGAGAGCUAUCCAUAUUCCUAUUCCUGUGACCUAUCCUUAUAUCUCGAGCACUACUUCUAUCACCGAUUUCUUACUUCUCUCCCAACUUUGCCUAACAACCCGAAUCUCUUUCCUGUAGCUAGUCGCUGAUAGUCAGUCUAUCUCCUUUCCUUGCAAACUCUCUAAGCUUUAGGUAGUUCGCCGUGCGAUGGGCCUGAGGAUCUAUUCCAAAGGGUGAUGGGUCGUGGGUACGACUCUUCAGAAGGCGCUUUUGCCAACCACCGAGCACCAACAAAUGAAGAGAGUUACCACAAGUAUGAGACCACUGAAACUACUUCGCCUGCUUUGAAUCAGAGCAAACUGCUUUUAAGUAUAAGACCACCAAUCUAGUACGCAACCAUUGCCUAUUAUGCCAUCCAUAUUGUUGACUUUCACAGACCCACUAUGACUGCCUACGCCCAUAUAGAUAGAGAAAAGUUCACCUAAGGAUAAUAAAACGUUUGAGGAAGGUUACCGCUUACGAUAUACCUAUAUAUAGAUAGUGUAGUGUUGUAGUGUGUUAAGUAGAUCGGUCCCAUAUAAAGUUGCAAUGUAUCUGCAAUGAGUUCAUCUACUCCGGGGUGUUCUCCGCACUUCUCAAGAAAGAAAUAGUUGGAAAUUCCCCGGAUCGUCUGCGCUUGGCUUGGUAUUCUUAUACUGAAUCGCUGUUGGAUAAAAGAAAGCAUAAAGUUUUUAAGCCUGCGUUCUCGUUGGCGAAACCACUAGGAGGCAACCAUGAAAGCGGUUUCUAUGUUUCGAUCGAACCAACACAGCUUUACGCUUCUUUCCAACUCUACCCACGCUUCGGGUUCGCACUUACUUUACGCCUUACCGAACUUGGGCUUAGUUCAGCCAGCUUCGUAACAUGCCUGCUCAAAGUGAGUAGUUGGAAGUUCCUGUAAGCAUCUUCCCAUGAAUUGACGUAUAUAAGCGUAGUUAUCAGGUACGCCGUGAGCUGGAUUCUAUCCCCGAGGAUAGAGAUUGAUGGGUAAUAGUUUUGAUAGAAAACUCGUAUGUUAAGUUCUCUAGUUGAUGUGAUGCGGCUCGAUUCAUCAUUGCUCUCACAUCAAUGUUUUCGGUUCCCUUUUUACUCUCCCAUUUUCAUAGAGAAAGAUGUUCUGAUUCAGUUCUCUCUGAAAAGGAGGGGCCCUUAGGGACACAGUAGUACCAUUUCCAUUGUGCGAAAGGUCGUGUCCUGGUAGCCUCUCUGCUGUAGACGGUCUCAUUGGUAAAUUCUUCCAUUUCUGAAAUUGUCAAAUCGAGAUUGUGUGGGUGUUCAGUCUACUCUACCGCUCAUGAAAAGAUUUCGUUGGGUAGAACCAAGUCUCUUUUGGGAGCAGAUUGUAUUUGAUUUUAUAUAGUUACUCCAUGAUGAUGAUGACUAGAUGGAGUUCCACUGAUAUGAAGAGAAGAAAUAGAAUAUUGGCUAAUAUGGUGCCAAUUCGUAAUUUAAGUUUACCUGAUUAUUAUGAAUAUGAAGAAGAAUACCCUCCAGUUUCAAGAGAGGCAACCAGAGGGGUCUGUAUACUCCUACGAAUAGACAGAUAUUUAUCUUCAAUUGGAAGGAGCAUUCAAGACCGUGAGGUUCUACGCGAUUUCCGCCAACGGUUACUCUUUCCCCAACGCGAGGCUGGGCACAGCUUUUCCGAAAUAUAUGAUGAUAUACGAGCGCAUGGGGUAGAAGCAAGUCGAUUGGGUCAGCCUCUAAGAGAUCUGUACGAUGAGAUGGAAAGGAACGGCGAGAUAGUAAAUAACGGCUCAAUCAUUAUCCCUGGAGGCGGCGGACCAGUAACAGAAAGCCCAUUGGAUCAAUUUGGAAUUCACCCAAUUCUGGAUCUGAAUAUUGGCAAGUACUAUGUCUCAUUCACAAAUCUAUCCUUGUCUAUGCUACUCACUCUCGGUUUGGUCCUACUUCUGGUUUUUGUUGUUACGAAAAAAGGAGGGGGAAAGUCAGUGCCAAAUGCAUUUCAAUCCUUGGUGGAGCUUAUUUAUGAUUUCGUGCCGAACCUGGUAAACGAACAAAUAGGUGGUCUUUCCGGAAAUGUGAAACACAAGUUUUUCCCUUGCAUCUCGGUCACUUUUACUUUUUCGUUAUUUCGUAAUCCCCAGGGUAUGAUACCCUUUAGCUUCACAGUGACAAGUCAUUUUCUCAUUACUUUGGCUCUUUCAUUUUCCAUUUUUAUAGGCAUUACGAUCGUUGGAUUUCAAAGACAUGGGCUUCAUUUUUUUAGCUUCUUAUUACCAGCGGGAGUCCCACUGCCAUUAGCACCUUUUUUAGUACUCCUUGAGCUAAUCUCUCAUUGUUUUCGUGCAUUAAGCUCAGGAAUACGUUUAUUUGCUAAUAUGAUGGCCGGUCAUAGUUCAGUAAAGAUUUUAAGUGGGUUUGCUUGGACUAUGCUAUUUCUGAAUAAUAUUUUCUAUUUCUUAGGAGAUCUUGGUCCCUUAUUUAUAGUUCUAGCAUUAACCGGUCUGGAAUUAGGUGUAGCUAUAUCACAAGCUCAUGUUUCUACGAUCUCAAUUUGUAUUUACUUGAAUGAUGCUACAAAUCUCCAUCAAAAUGAGUCAUUUCAUAAUUGCAUAAAAACGAGGAGCCAAUCAUAGAACUACAUAUGGUCUGAUACUACUAACUUCCUUGAAAAGUGGAAGAGUAGUUAUGUAGGCAGUUGCCGUUCCAGAAAUGUAGCGGUUGCUCGACCAAAGCCGGUCAUCAAAGAGUCAGUAAGUAGUAAUUCUAUCAAUUACCAAUUCGUGGAAUUCUCAUGUUCCAAUCAAUAAGUGUGUCUACUUAAAAGUAAGUUCAACUUGCUUGUGUUAAGCUUUGCUCGAACUUGAUUACUUCCUCGCUCUCCUUCACUCGGUCAAGGGAUUCACCUUUACCUCGUUCUGGUCUUCCAGCUUGAAAGACAAGGUCCUUAUUCAAAACUGGCUCCUUCGAGUUAGUCUUUAUUGUUUCAUAGAAAGGCUUCCUUCUACGACUGGAGUGAAAUCCUCUAUGCUGACAUAAGCGGAGAGGCAAGCAACAACCAUUAUAUUGAACCUGCCCUGAAGGCUUUGUUUGCCUAAGUGCAUAAGUCAAAGAAGGGUUUUCUUGCCGAAAGCAGUGUUCAGACCUCAAUCUGUAGCGGCGCACUUCCCUCUUAUGAUUGCUUUUCAAGGACAUCCGGAUAAGGGGACUGAGAGAGUAGAUAUGGGACUUUUCCUCAUAAAAGCCUAUAUAGGUGGGUGGUAUGAUAGUAAGUCUUUUCCUACUGAUGUGUUCAGUCGAUGGCUUGAUUCUCCUCCGGGCGUGAAUUGGAAGGGCCAAGGGUUUACAAUGAAACAAAUUGCGUAUAAUUUGCACGGCGAUACGAACAGUAUAGAAUUUCUGCACUCCUUAUAUGCAGACUUAGUUAGUCAAGGGAAGGGGUGCAUAGCCAAUACUUCCUUCUCAGAAGUGGCUACGAACCACGGUGUCGGGGGUUCGAAUCCACUUCUGAGCGGGCUGGCGGCUCCACCGGGAGCGAGCCUACUGAAGGAAAGUUUUAUUGUUGAACUUCUAUUUUUAUCCAAUAUUUAUCUUUUGUUUGGAAAAACCAAACCCACAUAUUGAUCUUUAAGUCUCCCUUUCUCUUUUGGGAGCAGAUCUUUCAAAGAUGGGAAAUUCCAAUGAUUCUUUCCGUUUUGUCGAGCCCUGCUUUGGUCUCUGGUUUGAUGGUUGUACGUGCUAAAAAUCCGGUACAUUCCGUUUUGUUUCCCAUCCUAGUCUUUUGCGACACUUCUGGUUUACUUAUUUUGUUAGGUCUCGACUUCUCCGCUAUGAUCUUCCCAGUAGUUCAUAUAGGAGCUAUUGCCGUUUCAUUCCUAUUCGUGGUUAUGAUGUUCAAUAUUCAAAUAGCGGAGAUUCACGAAGAAGUAUUGCGCUAUUUACCAGUGAGUGGUAUUAUUGGACUGAUCUUUUGGUGGGAAAUGUUCUUCAUUUUAGAUAAUGAAACCAUUCCAUUACUACCAACCCACAGAAAUACGACCUCUCUGAAAUAUACGGUUUAUGCCGGAAAGGUACGAAGUUGGACUAAUUUGGAAACAUUGGGCAAUUUACUUUAUACCUACUAUUCCGUCUGGUUUUUGGUUUCUAGUCUGAUUUUAUUAGUAGCUAUGAUUGGGGCUAUAGUACUUACUAUGCAUAGGACUACAAAGGUGAAAAGACAGGAUGUAUUCCGACGAAAUGCCUUGGAUUCUAGGAGGACUACUAUUCAUAUUCAGAACAGAAGGUUCUUCUCCCACAAAGGGGAUGACGCACCUGUCCCCCCCGCUGAUCCGGAAUCCAUUUAAUCUGAUUUGGCAGAGAGAAUAGAAAGGAUUUAUAGGCGGGCCGGGGAGGAGCAAUCUUUAGUAGAAGCCGGGACUACGCCAAGGGAACUUGUAGAUAACGUCCUGCCAGAGGGGGCGGAGCUACCGCUUCUACAAGAAACCUGGGUUCAGUUUGUACGGGACGAGUCACACAGCGAGUUUUGGGUAGAGAUCGAUUCGAUAAUCUGCUAAGGAAAUAUGGGCACGCGGCGCGCGGUGAGCCCGACACCCCCGAUCCCGAUGCUCGAGCCUGAUGCCCCUCAAUCAGGAGGAGGCGACUCAGCGGGGAGCACGGGGGAAGAAAAUUGUCCGGGGGCGGGGAAGGAAAGUAGGAACCUCCGAAGGCCCGCCCGAGUCAAGGAAGCGCAAAAGUUAUUCUGAUUCUGAUUCCGGGGGGGAUGAUGGGAGUGACCCUGCUCCGGAUCCUUCUCCUUUCUUUUGAUUUUGACUAAAAUGAGAGGUGGAGAAAUUGAGUUCUUUUGAGCAGCGUUGUCUGUAGUAGAGUAGCUUUUUUUUUUUUCUUUUACAGAAAGAAGGCGAGGCCCACCUGCCUUCUCUAGGUACUUUACUUGGAAAGGUGUCACCGCCUUCCUUCUUCUCUAGGUACUUUACUUGGAAAGGUAGGUGCGGGAAAGAAGAGCGGGUAUGUGGGCUUCUUUCAAUCGAAACUUUUUUGAAGCCGUCAAACUUUAUCGUUUCAUUAUAGAUGGAUCUAAAACAUUGCGUUGCAGAGUGGAGGCGUGAAGAAGGUUAAGAGAAGCAAGCCAAAGGAAAGAAAAAGCAACUUGAUACAAUAUUGAAGAUAAACACUCAGGAAAGCACUGGGUCAACUGACUCCACUAGCCAGCUUCUGCUUCAGAACUUACUUCAAAGAGGCUGACUUAGCACUUAGCAUAAUGCUUUUGUUCCGGUGCAUAAAAGUAAGUGAGCAGGUGGGUGAGUCCAAAGGUUUUUCCGAAGCGCGAAGGACUUGCAGUUCUAAAAUAGGAAGGGCUCUGUACUCAAAUCAAAGCAAAGUAGUAGUUUCAUAGGUCGUUGUGCUAGAGCUAAGAUUUAUAUGAAAGUGUGAGGGGAAGCCAUUUCCAGCUUCUACUUUCUGCGAACCGGGCUCAUUACCGGCCUACAGUAGCAUUCUACUGUGAGCUUUCUCACUGCGGAUCGCCUUGAUUCACUGAUCGUUGACAGCUACUCAGGAGAGGUUAUCCUUUGCCAGACUUUGUGUUGAGAUGAGUUCUCCGCUUCCCGAAAAGAUGAUUUUUGUCAAUCAGCGUAGAGUGGUGGAUUAUAAAGUGGUACAGUCCGAAUGGGUUGGUUCAAGCUAGCUGUUCUUACUGAACAGGUGUUUUAGCAUUCUUUUCGAAUUCGAAGUUGCGGGGUGCUUUGGCUUUUCAAAGUUCUCAAAGAGAAUAAAGUAAAGGCGCUACGCGUGGAUCGAAUUAAAGUAACGUAAGGUUUCGUAAGAAACAAUUGAAUAAGCGUAUCAAAGAGAAUGAGGUCUAGCACUCCGAAAUACCAUUGAGAAAGAGCAAUAGAACAAGGUUAGAAUAAGAUCUCCAAAAUGGUUGAUGACUCCCACAACUUGUCAGGCUGCAUUCCCGUGAAAUUGUUUUGGGACAAUUCCAGUUUUACUAUCUAUGCGGUAGCUCAGCCAAGUAAUCUGGUAUCUCACCAUUAAGACGGUUACCUAGCAAGUUCAGCUCUGUGAGGUUCUUGCAUCCUUUAAAUGAAUGUCUCUAGAAUACUCCCAGUCAGAUUGUUAUUGUGCAAUAUGAGUGACUGCAGAGAGUUGGCUUGACAUAUCUCGGCUGGGAUAGAAUAGAACCUGAGAGCUGGUUGGUUUCUGCAGAGAAACUAACAAGAUGCUGCAAUGGCAGCGCUGGCAGAGGCCCACGGAACAUGUUUUCUGCAAGAGAUAUGGAUCGAACACUCGCCCUGUUCCGUAUCCAAUCUGGAAUAUGACCCGUAAGUUUGUUCCCUUCAACGAAAAUUGUGGCAAUAGCUUCUAAAUCUGCAAGUUCUUCAGGGAUAGAGCCUGUGAAGGCAUUGAAGGGACGGACAGAUUUUUGAGCGUAAGCUUCUUGCAGUUACUAAGCUCUUUUGGUAUGCUCCCACUGAGCCCAGCACCUUUGCAAACAGCCGAGUUAGAUUGCCCAGCUCACCGACAGAUGUUGGCAGUUCAGCAUUGAAGUAGUUCUCUGAUAUAUAAAGUUCCUUCUUUUGAGACCACCAAUUGACCAAGGGAUGGUGCCUGUGAACUUGCAUCCGGGGAGUUGAAGAACUUUUAGCAGCUUCAGGUUACCAAUCUCUUCUGGAAUGCUUCCACUAAGACCAUUCUGUCUCUAAAUUAGCAAUUCCUUAUUUUCCAGUUGACCAAUCUCCCUAGGUAUUGGCCCCACCAAACUGUUUGAUGAGAGAUCAAGUGUCAACUGGUUCACCAACGCAGUUAUUCCCGGGAAUAUUUAUCCCGUGAGGUUAUUCUGGCUUGCAUCAAGGUGCUAGAGCCGAGACUGGUUACCAAAAGCAGCUGGUAUCGACCCGUUGAAUGUGUUCAUGUGAAGGUCCAGGAUAUCCUCGAGGAUGAAGGCCAGAUCACGCCCAAUUCGAUCCUUGAAAGACCCAUUGCACUACAGCGGCAGCUCGGGCUCGAGCAACGGCGGGAGAUAAGUCUUCUCUUCAUUCAGCAUUCAGUCUAUCUUCGGAAAGCAGCAAUAAUUGAUGCACGCAGACGAUGGUUAAAUGCUUUCUUGAUUUACUACUAAUAGGUGGUGUCUAGACGCUAGGAAAAAGUGAGGAUUAUAGCUUCUGCCCCAUAGACCAUUCGGAAAGGAGUCUGUCCCUUCGGUCUUAUAUGUUAGUAUAGGUUGGUUCUUCCGAAUGCACAUAAGACCACUGGUCACCCUCAAUCCUUAGCAUUGAACUUGACUGAUUUGGCUAAGAUCUGGGGAACUAGAGCAGUCCCCAGAGGGCACUACACAAGGCAGGAGAGGCAAUAGCGAAGCGAAGCCCUAGUUCAAUCGAGGAUGGAUUCAUUGAGUGGGCGAGGAAGAUGAUUGGUAUGGGAAGAUCGGUCUUUCACUAAUGGAGCAUCUCCACCCUAGCCUUGAAGUUGAACAUCCGGGGAUAUCUAAAUAUUGAACCAGUGAUUAAAAAGAAUGGCAAGACUGCGGUUGAAGUCCCAGCUGGAAAUCCAAAUUGCUCGAACACAAAAAAUCUAGACAAAGGAAAGAAACCUGGUUUGCAUAUUUUCGUAUAUGCCCAACUAAUCUAUCGCAUAGGAAGAUCGCCCCUGUAAGUUUAUUUCACACAUUAUGUUACUUUGUUUAUGGUGUGGAAAUAAAUAUCAAUAUUCUAACUUGCCGCUUUCUAUGGAUGCAUCCUCUACUCUAGUGCUUACCUGUCCUACUUUCUUUAAUUCAUUCCUAUUUCCUCUCCUGUACUUAUAUUUAUCUUGCCUGCGGCAGUUUUGUAAUCAAUUUCUACUAGGGAUAGGGAGCGUGAACUUUCUCUCAUCCAGUGAAUGAGUUACCUGAAGAUCGAUGGCAUAUAAAACGCCCUAAUUCAAUAUAAAAUCUGUUAUUUCACUUUCAAAAUGCCCCGUUCGCACUUGCUUGAGUGAGGCGCAAGCCGUUUUCUUGCUAGGCAAGAUAGGUCAACGGAUAGCUUGUUGGUUGAUACGGGACCCCUUCUCAACUUCAUGUGUUUUGUAACUGCCAUAAAGCAAGGCCAUAGUCCAACAUUCCAUCCUUUUCCACCGCUGUAUUGGCUUCUGCUUCUCUUCCUUUUGCCGAGGAAGAUCUGCUUCUCUUGCAUCCUCCAGUCUUAAAUUCCUAUCCGUACUAGACUAGACCUUCCCUUAGCCAUCAACCUACCGAACCCAGGAAUGAGAUCCACAAGGAAAGAGAUUGGCAGAAAUCCAGAAAGAAUGAUGCACAAGAAAUGGUUAGAACCUCGAGAAUAGAUGCGAAUAGCAGCUCAGAUCAGAUCCGAGAUGGAGCAGCAAUAAAGCAAAGAGGAGCAGAAAGGUUCGAAUCGAAUCGCAAGCAGCUGACUAGAGAGAGAUGAGUUGAGAAAUAAAGACUAUCCAAAUAUUGGAUAAGUUGUUUCGUAAUUCAUCUUUGUCAUUGACUUCGGCCUCUCAUUUAUCCUUAUUUGGUAGCUGAGAAGUGAAGCACAACAAAGUUUUAAUAGAUCUCUUCCUGUCAUUCAAUAACCAUCCUUUAUUUUUGCAGUAUAGAGAAGUGAUUAGCCGGUGCCCAGGAUAAGGUAGUGGAACUGGUGCGUAUCAGGUUUGGCAUUAGCUCUUUUGAAUAAUAGAGCUGAGCAGCUAAGAACAGAUAGCAAUCUGGAACAGCUCUGAAAUGCAAAUAAAAUGAUGAUUGGUCCUAGCUUAUGGGUUGCGAUAAGACAGUUUCGAAGGUUCUAGCCAUCUCAAGGAAGUAUAUAAGUAGCUAUCGGCACCUUUUGAAGAAGGAGGCUCGGUAGCAGAGAUGUUGAGUAAAGUCUAGAUGACACGAACCCUAGCAGAUCUGCUAUAGCAAAGUGGUAAGUUACCAGCGGUGUCGAUAGAAUAGAAGAGAAGCAUCAGAGCGAGCGUUAUAGAUCAGUCAGCAUUAGCGACAUCAAUUCUGCUACAGUUUUGUUAAAGAAAGGUGAAUACAUUCUAAAAAGUCUAAAACUCAUCUUAUUUCUUAAAGAGCAUAUAACAACAAACGAUUUCACUUACAAGGGGGUGCAGCUGCAGGAACUGGGUGCUGUGCCGCCCGCUGCCUACUUAAUGUUUCGCUUGCCUUCUACACUUCUGCAAUGGGAGUCACCACAUGAGAUGCUAUUUUUCACCUUUCGCUAUUAUUCGCUCUUGCGUGUCUUUGGAGCCCGAUCUUUCCCUUGCUUACGCCCCUAGAAACUCCGUGAAAAAACCACCUCGUUUUUCCAUAAAUAAAGGAUUCCUAAUAAAGUUUUUACAUAUCAUAUCCCAGCGGUAUUUUUUUAAUAAUUUUUGCAUAAAUAAAGUAUAAUUUCCACAAAAUAACACUUUUAGGCGCCCACUUGAAAUUCAACUUAACGUUGGACGUUGACCAGGCCCUCUCUAUUGCCAGAAUUGGGGACUGGCUCUUCUCCACAACUAGAAAACACAGAACUGCCAGAGGUUUGGUCAUAACCAGCACGCACCCUCGCCAAUUUCGUUCUAAGCUCAAUCCAAGAUUGUGAUCGGGUUGCCUUUCGAUAUAACUUGGUUCAAGCUUGGAUCCAGUGGAUAGAUACUUUAAACGAUGGUAGGAACGGGAGCUACCCUGGAUCACUUGAGGAAGUAAGAACGCAAGUCUCUCAGUUGAAAUUAGAUCGUUCCAGGAUAAUAGCUGAAGCGGCUGAGAACUCCCAAAGAGAAGAGAACCAGCUUAAGGAGCAGGUAUCCGGAGUAUCAGCAAGCUAUAAAUAGCUUUAGGAUUGUAUGAAUAGAGUUGAGGAUCAAGUAUCCCUCAUAUUUAGAUCCCCCGUUGGGAAAAGCCCCUUUUUUAAAUCCUUUCACGCUUUCCCUUUGCCGAAGGCCGGCCUCUUUAGUUCCUACGUUUUCGGAAAAGAAGGUGAGACGCUAGCUAGCAACGGGAAAAAACGAGUAGUUAAAGAUGUGAAUGUAAGACUACUCGAAAGUACUUCCAUUUUUAUUAUAUUAUAUAGUUUCUAAUAGAGAGUACAGUUGUAUCUAUGUGCGAAACGACGAAAGAAAGAUGGAAGGCCCAAAGAGCUCUACAGUAGUGCCCCGGAAUGGGGUCGUAGAGCCGGUAACCCACUCUGUUUAGUAUUUUGAUUUCGUUCAAGGUGUUGCUCUGUCAAAUAGAGAUUGUGUGGGUGUUCAGUCUACCACUCAUGUUCACGUUCUACAAAUCUAAGGGAGUGCUCCUAGACUGGACGACUUCCCGUAAAUAACCUAGUUCAUGUUCCUUUGAAAGAAAUAAAAUGAAAGCUUUUGAAGCGAAGAUGUCAACGCGGUGCUAGGUUUGCGCCGGCCACGAUUAUUUAUAAGUAUAUUGGAAAGAAGAGUGACUAGGCUACGGUCUAACUUUUUCUUCCUAGCGGAGUUCAAUACGAAAAUAAAGGCGCUCCGCGUUGGGAAUGGCGUACGUAGUACGGGUGGUAUUUCCGGUAUAACUGAUCAGGGUUGUUCUGAAAGCAAGUCAAUUGGUGCUUUGGAAAGUGAGUGCCAGAGGCUAGUCACUGCUUGGUUUACAGAAGGGAAGGAAGAAAGAGAUACCGAAGCAGAUUCAGUAUAGAAAAGAAGAAAUUGAUACCAUUCAUUCCAGCUUAUUUGAUACCCACUUAAAGUUUCUAUCAAACCAUGUCUUUUUCUUCGAACGUCAAUCUCGUAGGAAUUUAGAUUGGAAGUGUGGUAUUGAAGGGCGAAGCCUUUACUCUUUUACUUGUUUCUUUGAAUAUAAUAUAACAUAGUAUUGACUACGCACUUCGAAAGAUAAUGGUGUAUUCCGAGGAUCAGUCCGUUUUUUAUUGAAUUCGCAAAUUGAUAGAUCUGGAUGAUUAAAAGAAUGAUUCUUCCCUGGGUAUUUCCCCGCUACCAUUAUGGAAAUUGGAGCUUUUCAAUUCCAUUUUGGAGAUGCUCGUAACGAUUUUUUUCUUUUGGGUGGGCAAGAAAAGGAUUUGACUCUUGAAGAUAUCAACUCAUACGCCUGCUCCAUACAUUAAAAAACAUUUUGGGUACUUUCUAUUAGAAUGGAUAAAUAGAAAUGGGUACAUUCCUCUUUCUCUUUCCUGGCCAAACUA